AUGGAGGAAGGUAGGAAGGGGCAGUGCUCAAGUUUGAAUCAAGUGUCGAAGACCUGGAGGAAAAUGUGGAGCUUGCAAGCACCUCAUGCCACGAAGUCCUUUCUGUGGAGAGCAACUAAGGAGUCCCUUCCCACAUGUUUGAACUUGUAUAACAGAAAGAUAGUUGAUUCUCCCCUCUAUCCAAUCUGCUCCAGUGCUCCUGAGUCAAUUACUCAUGCCAUUUGGUCAUGCUCAGCUGCACAAGAUGUUUGGUCUAUGAGUUCUAGAAGAAUACAGAAACAAAAUGUUCAAAGUGGCCCCUUUUUAGAGGUUCUGAAACCUAUGUUAGAGAAUCUCUCCUCCCAUGAGCUAACAGAAGUGGCAGUUAUAGCAAGAGCUCUAUGGAACAGGAGGAAUCUAUGGCUAUUUGAGCAAUUAUUUCACUCACCCUUCCAGGUGAUAAGCAGGACUGAGUGGACUGCCCCUCCGCCAGGUUUCUACAAGGCUAAUUGGGAUGCAGCAGUGGAUAAAGAGAACUCCAAGAUUGGUGUGGGAGUGGUUGUAAGAGAUUCGAGUGGUAUGGUCAUAGCUUCAGUGUGUUCAUCCAUCUUCUUAAAUCCAGAUCAUUUGCUAGGGGAAGCAGUAGCAGCUCUUAAAGCAUCUACACUUUGCUUUGAUAUAGGAUUGAAUCAGGUCAUGUUAGAAGGAGAUUCAUCAGCAGUGGUUCAAGCUGUCCAACGCAGAGAUGAGUGCUGGAGCCCCACGGGUCUGGUGGUUAGAGAUAUUAAGCUUGUUUUUGUGAAUUCGUCCUUGGUCUAUUCAUUAUAUUUCUAG
Carya illinoinensis is the source of this 813-nucleotide messenger RNA. RefSeq lists its product as uncharacterized. The transcript has 2 exons. The coding region runs from base 1 to 813 and encodes 270 amino acids. The record is from RefSeq and is a predicted model, not a curated record. Lineage: Eukaryota; Viridiplantae; Streptophyta; Magnoliopsida; Fagales; Juglandaceae. Gene Ontology annotation, molecular function: RNA-DNA hybrid ribonuclease activity; nucleic acid binding.